This is a messenger RNA of Hyposmocoma kahamanoa, 384 nucleotides long. Its product is annotated as cytohesin-1-like. The transcript is spliced from 3 exons. The record is from RefSeq and is a predicted model, not a curated record. The annotation marks the transcript as partial. NCBI's taxonomy places the organism in Eukaryota, Metazoa, Arthropoda, Insecta, Lepidoptera, Cosmopterigidae.
GCAAGCAAUAGUAAAUAAAUAUGGCCGCCAGUCAGUUAUUUGUAACGAUGUAAACUUUUGUUUAUUAUUGUCUAAUACUCAAAAUUGUUUAGAAAGAAAUGAUAAGUGAAUUUGAAAACUUGUCCCUUGGAGGAAACAAUGCUGCCAGUAAUCAUGGGGAUCCAUUUUCUCACACCGAGCUGACACAGGAGCAACAGAAGGUUUUAAUAGAUAUCCGUCGUCGUAAAACAGAAUUGCUUCUUGAGAUCCAGCAACUCAAAGAUGAGCUCGGCGAGGUGGUGGCCGAAUUGGAGGCACUCGAUGGGCAGGAGGAGUGCAAACAAAACAGCAAAGCCAAACAGAUGAGCAUAGGAAGAAAGAAAUUUAAUAUGGACCCUAAAAAAG